Messenger RNA from Komagataella phaffii GS115, 3789 nucleotides. Its product is annotated as Glycerophosphocholine (GroPCho) phosphodiesterase. Gene Ontology annotation, biological process: glycerophospholipid catabolic process. Lineage: Eukaryota; Fungi; Ascomycota; Pichiomycetes; Pichiales; Pichiaceae. The coding region runs from base 1 to 3789 and encodes 1262 amino acids. Gene Ontology annotation, molecular function: protein binding; glycerophosphocholine phosphodiesterase activity. The record is from RefSeq and is a predicted model, not a curated record. The transcript has 3 exons.
AUGAAGUUUGGCAAGACCUUUAUAGGUCAUCAGAUACCAGAGUGGUCUGGUGCCUAUAUGAACUAUAAAGGCCUUAAGAAGCAAAUAAAACGUAUCAGCUUUGAAUUACAGCAAUUGAGAUCUCAGGAAGUCGAUUCGGUUGGUUUACUCAAAAACGAAACUAUCAAAACGCAUUUGGCCAAGUUCUUUUUUGAUCUGGAUAGGAAUAUUGAAAAUGUUGACGACUUUUUUAACAAGCAGUAUUCUGAGUAUGAGAGAAGAUUAAAAAAAAUCAUUUCCAUUAUUAGCGUCUUUUCUGAUAGUCAAAACCAAAAUAUCGAAGAGGAAGAGCUAGACGAACUUUUGAACGUACUCAUUAGUUUGAGAUCUGACUUUCGUAAUCUUAAAUGGUAUGGUGAGCUCAACAAGAGAGGAUUUGUGAAAAUUCUUAAGAAACUGGAUAAGAAGGUAGGAACUACCUGUCAAAGCCAGUUUUUGAACUCUAGAGUCUAUCCUCUGUCAUUUGCCAACGAAUUUGAUAUUCUUCGUCAUUUGAAUACCAUAAAUAAAUAUUUGACUGAGUAUGGUCCUUGCUUAGAAAAGUUGUCUCCCUCAAGUGCUACAAGUUUAAAGAUGGAUUUGAAAGAUCUGUCCAUUGACACAGUCUUAAAGCAACAAUCGAAAGAAAAGCAGAGUGCUUUGAAUGCAUUGGACAUUUACGUAUCCUACAUUGAAAAUGAUGAUUCUGAAGGUCUUAAGAGACGAUUAAUCAAAGAGAAUCAGUCGUUUGACAGAAUUCCGAUGAAGUUACUAAUCUCUUUGCUCAAUAAAGCUGCCUUGAAGACUAAAUACAAAUGCAUCGAUUUGAUCAUUGUCGCUAUUCCGAUACUGGGUGACAAAUCCGAUAUCAGUGGUCGUAAUUUCUUUCACCACCAUGUCAUUGCAUUGGGAAAACAAUAUGCUAAAGCUUCGGAAUUGCGCAAGGAAAUGAAGAAACAGCACUUAUCAUUCCAACCUGCUAUGACUCCCGACGAAAUCCAUCAAAGUCGACGUCUUGGAUCUUUUGGACCGGAUGGUAUCAACUCCAAUGAUUCCCCCAAUGGAUUACUUUACAUCUUUCAAAAAAUCCCAGAACACUUGAAGUUCGGCAUUUUACAGAGGGAUAAUUAUAAGAGAACACCUUUGCAUUAUGCUGCGCAGUACGGGCUGAGAGAAGUGACCAAUAUUAUUGUACAGUGUCUUAAAAGGUGGGGAAUGUGGCUCGAUAAUGUUUCAAUCGAUGAUAUAUCGGUCUGGGGGGAUUCAGACCAUUUGACCCCGUUACAUCUAUCAGUUUUAGGCAAGCACCCAUUGACAUCAGAAGUUUUAGUGAAUGCAAUGGGGGAAAAUGUGCCCCUUGCCUGUCCCAAACUUCUGCUUAUAGCCUCAAGAUUAAGUUCCCCUCCAUUAAUGAAGCUUCUUCUGAGUUGUCAAGGGAUUAACAUUGAUUUUCAGAAUCCUGAGAAUAACGAGACGGCAUUAUACAUUGCUUGCCAUUUGAAUCUCUUGACACAGAAAUUGGUGAAUCAAGUUUUGGGUGGGACUCCUUUGUUUAUUGCUGCAUCUGAAGGGCUGGAAGAUAUUGUGAAGCUUUUGAUCAGCUAUGGAGCAAAAAUUGAUGUUGUGGAUGACAGUGGGUGGACUCCAAGAGAACACGCCUGCUUGAGAGGCCAUCCAUCUCUUGCUCCAAUUUUAACCCCAGCGGAUUACGAUCCUUUCGAAGAAAUCAAGAGGGAGAAGGAGAAGGACAAACUAAGAGAGAAAGAAAAUGAAAAAUUCAAGGAAGGGGACGUCGAAAAACUGAGACUUGGCUCUGAAUCAGAAGGAACAAUAUCUCCCCAGAGUUCUACUCAUAGCAUUUUUGCCCCAGGAUCCCCACUACCCGUUAGACCUUCGGAAGCUCCAGGAAUCUAUGACUUGGAAUUGACAAGUACUUCAAGUAUAGACGUUCUCCCAGAUCGAAAUAAUUCUACUAGCAGGGCUGAAAAUAGAACAACCAGUCUCAAUGACGAGACUUCUAAGGUUUACAAGGCUUUCAAAAGCAAUUUGAACCUGAAGGAACGAAGUAAACAAUCACCAUCACCAGUUCCAAUAAAGUCAUUUGGACAUAUGUACUUAAACCCUGAUGAAGCAAUCGUUCUCAUAACUCUAGGAACAACGGAUUUGCGGGAUACCCAUGAAGCAAUUGACUUGAAAAGAGUGCCGAUCUCUAAGGCUUAUGCGACGGAACUGGAUACGGCUUUGUCGGUUGUAAUUAGACCACCUGAGAGACUUUCUCAUGAGAAUCAUCCUGUUGUCCUAGAUCUUCCACUGGAUGAUACUCAUGGAAGCGCUACAGAUCCAAUUACAUUUAAGUGUUCGAAGCAGGAAGCAGAGAAUAUGAUUAUUUACUUUGACAUUGUACCUACCUAUUCUUUUGAUAUGAAUAGAAACAGAGAUGCCUUUUAUAUUGAUUAUAAGCAGCACGAGAAUGGUUCAGAAGCAAAUAAACACCAGCACCCGGACAAGAAGGUUUUAGGAAGAGCAGUCGCUUUACUAUCAAGUGCUUAUACUUCUGUUGGAACAAAUUAUAGAUCUUUGAACAACGUUAUUACCGUUCCAAUUCUAGAGUCUGAUUCUCUAGAGGUCUUGGGAUCAGUAAGGUUCGAGUACAAACUUGUGAAUGCUUUUACUCACCCAAAACUCACAUUUGAUAGAACCGAAACGUACUGGAAGUCAUUAGUAUCUACCAGGCUUAUUGGUCACAGGGGGUUGGGAAAGAAUAGCAAUAGCCGCAACUCGCUACAACUCGGAGAAAACACAGUGGAAUCAUUUAUUGCGGCCGCUUCAUUGGGUGCGUCAUAUGUGGAGUUUGAUGUUCAAUUGACAAAGGACAAUAUACCUGUAGUCUAUCAUGAUUUCCUGGUUGCAGAAACUGGGCUUGAUGUUCCAAUGUAUGAGCUGACAGCUGAGCAAUUCCUGGGAUUGAACCAACCCCAUGGAUUAUUCCGCAAGAGUAAUGAUAGAGGCGAAACUCUUGAUGACAAUGUUCUGUUAAAGUCAAGAAAUAAUUUGAGCAGGCGAGGUAGGGCCAUGUCUUCUGUCGAUGCUGGCAUCCUUUCACACAGAUCCAAAUCAAGUGAAAACGAAGACUUGGAGCAGACUUGGAAAGCCAACAAGUUCAAAGGUAACAGUAGAGGAACUUCGAUCGCUUCACCAUUUGUCACUUUGGAGCAACUAUUUAAAAAAUUGCCAAAAAACGUUGGAUUCAAUAUUGAAUGUAAGUAUCCAAUGCUGGACGAAGCCCAAGAGGAAGAGAUGAGUCUGAUUUUCCAUGAUCUAAAUCAUUGGGUUGACACAGUUUUAAAGGUUGUUUACGAGAACGCUGAAGGAAGGGAUAUUAUUUUCUCCUCAUUUCACCCUGAUAUCUGUAUUCUUUUAUCUCUGAAACAGCCUUCUAUCCCAAUUUUGUUCCUAACCGAAAGUGGAACACAGCAAAUGGCUGAUAUCAGAGCUGCUUCUCUUCAAAGCGCUAUCAGGUUUGCAAGAAAAUGGAACCUUUUGGGCAUAGUAUCUGCUUCUGAGACAAUUAUCCGGGCACCUAGAUUAGCGGCCGUUGUCAAAGCUUCUGGAUUAGUUUGCGUUACUUAUGGAGUAAUGAACAACGAACCCGCCAAUGCCAAUCUGCAAGUGAAAGCAGGAGUUGAUGCUGUUAUUGUAGAUAGUGUUCUUGCUGUUCGUGAAGGACUACGAAAUCGUGAGAACGAGGAACAACAAGCUGAAGAUGUAUAG